Molecule: messenger RNA, 2286 nt
Organism: Saimiri boliviensis boliviensis (Bolivian squirrel monkey)
Lineage: Eukaryota; Metazoa; Chordata; Mammalia; Primates; Cebidae
Gene: TM4SF20
Product: transmembrane 4 L six family member 20
Cellular component (GO): membrane
Source: RefSeq, a predicted model, not a curated record
UUGACAACGUUUCUAACUGAACCAGGGUUGACCAUGACCUGCUGUGAAGGAUGGACAUCCUGCAAUGGAUUCUCCCUGCUAGUUCUUCUGCUCUUAGGAGUAGUUCUCAAUGCGAUACCUCUAAUUGUCAACUUAAUUGAGAAAGACCAGUUUUCUCAAAACCCCAUCUCUUGCUUUGAGUGGUGGUUCCCAGGAAUUAUAGGAGCAGGUCUGAUGGUCAUUCCAGCAACAAUAAUGUCCUUGGCAGCAAGAAAAAGAGCGUGCUGCAACAGCAGAACUGGCAUGUUUCUUUCAUCACUUUUCAGUGUAAUCACGAUCAUUGGUGCUGGGUAUUGCGUUGCGAUAUCCACCCUGGCUCUCUUAGAAGGUCCUUUCAUGUGUAAUUCUCAAGUCAACAGUACUGCCAAUUGUGAAUUUUCACUGACAAACAUCAGUUACAUUCAUCCAGAAUCCUUCAACUUGCAGUGGUUCUUUAAUGACACUUGUGUACCUCCUACUGACUUCAAUAACCCCACCAGUAAUGACAUCACGGCCAGUGGCUGGAGAGCAGCUAGUUUGCACUUCAAUUCUGAAGAAAACAAACACAGGCUUAUCCACUUCUCAGUAUUUGUAGGUCUAUUGCUUGUUGGAAUUCUGGAGUUCCUGUUUGGGCUCAGUCAGAUAGUCAUUGGUUUUCUUGGCUGUCUGUGUGGAGUUUCUAAGCGAAGAAGUCAAAUUGUGUAGUUAAAUGGGAAUCAAAUGUAAGUAUCAGUAGUCUGAGUAAUUUGAGAAGUACACUUGUUUUCAAAGUCAUCUUUCAGGGGACUUAAAAACUCAACCUUUCACAUAGAAAGCAUGUUGUAAAGGUAUAAUGCUUUCAAACUGUUGAUUGAUUUGGGAAAGGUGGAGAGAAUUUUCAAUUAGUUUUGUAUCGUGCUAUUCAAAAAUUUUACCUCUUCAUUCUUUGUGUGUGGAGAAGGGAGGGAAGACGAGAAGGAAUAGAAGUCAUUCUCAAAAUAAAGUAUGAGACCUUUUUUUUUUGAGACAGUGUCUCUAAAAAGGCUGGAGUGCAGUGGUACCAUCUCAGCUCACUGCAGCCUCAACUUCCUGGGCUCAGGUGAUUCUCCCACCUCAGCCUCCCUAGUAAUAGGGACUACAGGCACGUGCCAUUAUACCAAGCUAAUUUUUGUAUUUUUAGUAGAGAUGGGUUUUUGCCAUGUUGCCCAGGCUGGUCUCGAACACAUGGACUCAAGUGAUCUGCCUGCCUCAGCCUCCUAAAGUGCUGCAAUUACAGGUGUGAGCCACAGUGCCCAAAGUACAAGACCUUUUUAUUGUAUUUCUUUAAAGAAUAAACAUAUAACCUGAAUGUUAUCAAGCCUUUAGAUCUAAUUCUCAGCUUGCAGGAAACACUCAGAUGAAUCUAAAAAGUGGGUCGGUAGACAAAGAAUGGCCCCAUUUUCAACAAGAAAAUAUUAUAAAAGAAAAAUAUUUUUGAGGAAACUGUUCCAGAUUAAGAGAAUAGAGACAUGUUUCAGCUAAACACAUGUAAACUUUGUCAGAGAUAAAGGGAAGAAUACGAAGAAUUGGAUUAGAUGAUAUUAAAGAAUUAUUAAUUUUGGUAGCUCUGAUAAUGGUUUUAUAUUAUACAGGCUGAGUAUCCCUCAUCCAAAGUGACUGAGAUCAGAAGUGUUUUAGCUUUCAAAUAUUUUUGGAUUUUGGAAUUAUGCAUAUAAUAAUGAAAUAUCUUGGGGAUGGGAUACAAGUCUAACCAUAAAAUUCAUUUAUGUCUCAUACAUACUUUACACACCUGGCCUGAUGGUAAUUGCACACAAUAUUUUAAAUAAUUUUGUGCAUGAAACAAAGUUUUGACUGCAACUCAUCACAUGAAGUCAGGUGUGUGAUUUUCUGCUUGUGAUGUUAUGUUAGUAGCUCAAAAAGUUUUGGAUCUUGGAGCAUUUUGGAUUUUGAAUUUUGGGGUUAGUGAUGCUCAACCUGUAUACAAAAAUGUCUUUUUUUUCUUUUUAAGAAAUGCAUAUUUAUACAUUUGGUGAGAAAAUAAAUUUAAAAAUACUUCAACCAAAACUGUGAAGCAAUGGAAAAAUGUUUACUGUUAUAUUUAAGUGAUAGGUACAUGGCAAUUCAUUAUACUCUUCUAUUUUCCGAUGUUUACAUUGAUCAUUAAUUAAAAAACAAUACCUAGAAAACCUUAGUUUUUCAAAAGCUGUUUUCUAUAUGUGCCAAUCUUUAAAAAACAGGAUAACAAAUGUAUUUAUCAUAUUAAAAUGUUAUAAAACAAUAAAACUAAAA